AACAUACAUAGUGUGGACUAGACUAUAAGAUAGGCAGCUACAAAGCGUGUGCGACUCUUCUCCAUUCUCCAUUCUCCAUUCUCCAACCCAAUCCAAUGGAUUCUGCAUUCUCCGUCACCACCACCGCGCACAUGGCGUUUUUCAGAGCGCUCCACCGUCAUUUCGCCGUAGCUCCUCAACGCGCCUUCCUCCGCCGCAAACUCAAAUGCGUCGUUGCUUCCUACAGCAACUGCUCCCGCACUCCGUGUUCCUUCGCUUCCGCGCCAUCGCCUUCCUCGCUCCGCUCAUACGGUGGACUGCUCCUUCGAACGCGGUGUUCUUUGCGCUGCAUUUCGAGCUCCGCCGCUUCUUUUGCUGGCGGUGGGAGUGGCGGCGGCGGAAUCGGCGACGGUGGCGGAGGUGGAGGUUCUGGCGGUGAGUCUGGAGAUGGUAAUAUCAAAUUGGUUGGAGACACGGCUCAGGAGCUUUCCUCACUCUCGCCUGAUGUUAUCAUUCUCGAUGUUUCCGGAAUGGUGUGCGGGGGAUGUGCGGCAACUGUGAAAAGGAUACUGGAAAGUCGACCACAGGUGUCAUCUGUUAGUGUAAAUUUAACUACAGAGACAGCAAUAGUUUGGCCUGUAUCUGAAGCAAAAAAUGCACCAAAUUGGCAAAAGCAAUUAGGAGAGGCACUUGCAGAGCAUUUAACUAGCUGUGGUUAUAAUUCUAGCCUUCGAGAUUCAGCAAGAGACAGUUUCCUCCAAAUUUUUGAAAGGAAGAUGGAGGAAAGACAUAGACAGUUAAGACAAUGUGGUCGUGAACUAGCUGUUUCUUGGGCUCUAUGUGCUGUCUGUCUUGUUGGCCAUUUCUCUCAUUUCUUUGCACCAAAGGCACCAUGGAUCCAUGCAUUUCACUCCAUUGGGUUUCACCUAUCCUUGUCUUUGUUUACGUUGCUUGGUCCUGGCCGCCAACUUAUCCUUGAUGGCUUAAAAAGCCUUCUUAAAAGGACGCCUAACAUGAACACUUUAGUUGGUCUUGGGGCUUUAUCAUCUUUUACUGUCAGUUCACUUGCCACCCUGCUGCCAAAAUUGGGUUGGAAGGCUUUCUUUGAGGAACCAAUUAUGCUAAUUGCAUUUGUGUUGUUAGGAAGAAAUCUUGAACAGAGAGCUAAAAUUAAAGCAACCAGUGAUAUGACAGGACUUCUUAGUUUAUUGCCACCAAAGGCUCGCCUUUUAGUGAACAAUGGGGAAACAGAGGUUGGCUUGGUUGUUGAAGUUCCUUCUGACAGUAUUUCUGUUGGAGACCAAAUUAUUGUAUUACCUGGAGACCGUGUUCCAGCUGAUGGAGUUGUGAGAGCUGGUAGAAGCACUAUAGAUGAAUCAAGUUUCACUGGUGAACCACUGCCUGUAACAAAAGUAACUGGGAGUGAGGUUGCAGCUGGAAGUAUAAAUCUUAAUGGAACUCUUACAGUGGAAGUGCGGAGACCAGGUGGCGAGACUGUUAUGGGAGACAUUGUUCGUCUAGUUGAAGAGGCACAAAGUAGGGAAGCUCCUGUACAGCGGUUGGCUGACAAGGUGGCUGGACACUUCACUUACGGAGUGAUGGCAGCCUCUGCUGCUACAUUCACAUUCUGGAGUCUGUAUGGCAAACACAUUUUACCUUCUGCUCUAUAUCAAGGAAGCCCGGUGUCAUUGGCUUUGCAGCUCGCCUGCAGUGUUCUGGUUGUCGCUUGUCCAUGUGCACUUGGGUUAGCCACGCCCACUGCAGUGCUGGUUGGAACUUCUUUGGGGGCUAAACAAGGAUUACUUUUGCGAGGUGGAAACAUUCUAGAGAAGUUUGCCAUGGUAAACACUGUUGUGUUUGACAAAACAGGGACCCUCACAGUUGGUAGACCUGUUGUAACAAACAUUGUCACUCCUACAUGCAUAAAAAAAGCAAUUUCAAGCCAAACUGAAGAAAAUGUUUUGUCUGAUGUUGAAGUUCUAAGGUUAGCGGCUGGGGUAGAAUCAAAUUCAGUACAUCCAGUUGGGAAAGCAAUUGUGGAUGCUGCUCAGGCAUUUAAUUGUCAUAAUGCUAAGGUAACAGAUGGAACAUUCCUGGAAGAGCCUGGAUCUGGUGCUGUGGCAACCAUUGAUAACAAAAAGGUUUCUGUCGGAACAUUGGAAUGGAUUACGAGGAAUGGAGUUAUUAACAGUAUACAUCAAGAAGUGGAGAAGUAUAAUAACCAAUCCUUUGUCUACGUUGGGGUUGAUGAUUCUUUAGCUGGCCUAAUUUAUUUUGAAGAUGAGAUAAGGGAAGAUGCAAGAGAUGUUGUUGACACACUGUCUAAGCAAAAUAUAGGUGUAUACAUGCUAUCCGGAGACAAGAAGAAUGUGGCUGAGCAUGUUGCUUCUCUUGUCGGAAUUCCCAAAGAGAAGGUGCUAUCUGGAGUGAAACCAGAUGAGAAAAAGAAGUUCAUAAAUGAACUUCAGAAAGAUAAGAACAUUGUAGCUAUGGUUGGUGAUGGAAUUAAUGAUGCAGCAGCACUGGCUUCUUCUCAUAUUGGUAUUGCAUUAGGUGGAGGUGUUGGGGCUGCUAGUGAGGUGUCUUCUAUCGUAUUAAUGCGCAACCAGCUCUCACAGCUAGUUGAUGCCUUGGAGCUUAGCAGACUGACCAUGAAUACUGUAAAACAAAAUCUUUGGUGGGCUUUCAUUUACAACAUUGUAGGAAUUCCAAUUGCAGCUGGAGUGUUAUUUCCCAUAAAUGGGACGGUGCUGACUCCAUCAAUUGCAGGGGCUCUCAUGGGGCUGAGUUCCGUUGGCGUAAUGACUAACUCGUUACUUUUGAGAUUCAAAUUUUCCUCAAAGCAGAAACAAAUACAUAGCAAAUUGCCAAAGAUCAAAAUCCAUGGGGGUUCUGAUCUGGCGCAACAAAACCAGAAAACAAACCACCCUUAUUAGAUGUCAGAUGUACACAGUAACACAACGAAAAGGAGGUUCCCCUUUUGAUGUAGAGCACGACAGAAGUAUACACUUCUAACCUUAGAUCUUGUGGUGAUCACCCAAGGAUGAAAAGAAAUCAGUAGAGACGAGAAUUCGGAUGUAUAAAGUGAAAUAAUCACACCAUCAAUGAGACGGGACACUAAUCAAGCAGUUGAGGUGACGUGAAAGAAUAAUUAGAUAAAUCAUGUUGCUGGGGGAAACUUCUAUUGAUUAGCAAAGGUCUCUCUUUGGGGGAGCUCCCUAGCUGUCUUCUUUCUUUAAUAUUAAGCUUUUAUCUAUAGCA
Molecule: messenger RNA, 3240 nt
Organism: Cajanus cajan (pigeon pea)
Lineage: Eukaryota; Viridiplantae; Streptophyta; Magnoliopsida; Fabales; Fabaceae
Gene: PAA1
Product: P-type ATP-ase 1
Biological process (GO): copper ion homeostasis; monoatomic cation transport
Cellular component (GO): membrane
Molecular function (GO): ATP binding; ATP hydrolysis activity; P-type divalent copper transporter activity
Source: RefSeq, a predicted model, not a curated record